Messenger RNA from Musa acuminata AAA Group (dessert banana), 2417 nucleotides. Its product is annotated as delta(24)-sterol reductase-like. The transcript has 2 exons. The coding region runs from base 683 to 2371 and encodes 562 amino acids. Gene Ontology annotation, biological process: steroid metabolic process. The record is from RefSeq and is a predicted model, not a curated record. Gene Ontology annotation, molecular function: FAD binding; oxidoreductase activity, acting on the CH-CH group of donors, NAD or NADP as acceptor. Gene Ontology annotation, cellular component: membrane; cytoplasm. Lineage: Eukaryota; Viridiplantae; Streptophyta; Magnoliopsida; Zingiberales; Musaceae.
CAUCAUAAUUUCACAUUAAAGCUCUCUUUUUUGGGUACAUUUGAAUGCAAAUGCCACUUCUAUCAUAAUGCUCGAUCGAAAAAAGAUCCACUGCGCUUUAAAUCAUACAUUGAAUCUUAAAAGCCUGCCACUGUGGGCAGCUUUGCUGGUUAUCAAACCCCGUUGGGAGCACAAGCCACGGUGGUCGCCUUCCUCCCUCCUUGAUCAGGUCUGCUGCCCCUCACUCCCCCACUUCGAAGGUAUCGUACCAGUAGCAAAGUUUCUUUCUUUGGUGAUUCGCAGUGUUCUGCUUUACGGUCGAAAUCUAAGCUCUGUUUCGUGGCUGGUGGUGUUCUUGCCUUCAUGCCUUCCGGUCAAAGUUUGCACUCUGUUUCACUGAUGUUGUUGUUGGAAAUUAGAUUGACCAUCUUUGAUUUGGCAAGAAGUUUUCUUGAUAUGUGCGUGCUUGCUGUUUACUUCCUUUUGCACAUUCACAUCAUGCUUUGAUUUGUUUUAUGGAAUUUGGAUAGAAGUCUCUGUUUCCUUUUAUCCCUCUAUCUUCUUCUUCAACUUUUUUCUAGUAAGUUUAGUAUCUAUUGCCUCCAUCGUCAAUGUUAGAGCAGACUUCGUCCAUGGUGUCAAUUACAAACAUCAUCCUUCUACCAUCUCAUAUGUGAUAGAAAUCGAAACUCAGGUACGAAUCAUGUCUGGUGUGGAAGCUCCUCUGCGUCCCAAAAGAAAGAAAGUUUUGGUGGACUAUCUGGUCCAGUUCCGAUGGAUCGUUGUCGUCUUUGUGGUGCUUCCCGUCUCUUGCUUCAUCUACUUCAGACUGUUUCUUGGCCAUGUGAGAUCUGCCAUGAAGUCCGACGAGCGUCGCCGGAAAGAACAUGAGGAGAACGUUCUCAAAGUUAUCAAGCGCCUCAAGCAGAGAGAUCCAACCAAGGAUGGUCUCGUGUGCACGGCCAGGAAACCAUACAUCGCGGUUGGCAUGCGUAAUGUCGAUUACAAGCGCGCAAGACAUUUCGAGGUCGAUCUCUCUGCGUUCAGGAACAUUCUUGAGAUCGACAAGGAGCGGAUGAUCGCUAAGGUGGAGCCGCUUGUUAAUAUGGGUCAGAUCACUCGAGCUACGAUUCCCAUGAACCUCUCGCUUGCGGUCGUUGCAGAGCUUGACGAUCUCACUGUGGGUGGCCUUAUCAAUGGUUAUGGAAUCGAGGGGAGCUCACACUUGUAUGGGCUCUUUUCUGACACGGUCGUCGCCAUGGAGGUUGUGCUUGCCGACGGCCGACUUGUGAGGUGUACCAGGGACAACGACCAUUCCGAUCUUUUCUACGGGAUCCCCUGGUCUCAAGGAACUCUGGGUCUCAUGGUUUCUGCAGAGAUCAAACUCAUACAUGUUAGGGAAUACAUGAAGGUUACCUACACCCCGCACCGGGGAACCUUGAAGGAACUCGCGCAGGAUUAUGCAGACUCGUUUGCUCCCAGAGAUGGGGAUUCAUCAAGGGUUCCGGACUUCGUUGAGACGAUGAUCUAUAACCCCACCGAGGCUGUCUGCAUGACCGGGAAGUAUGCUUCCGAGGCAGAAGCCAAGAAGAAGGGCAAUGUCAUCAACAGCAUAGGGUGGUGGUUCAAGCCCUGGUUUUACCAGCAUGCACAGACAGCGCUGCAGAGGGGAGAGUUCGUGGAGUACAUACCCACCCGAGAGUAUUACCAUAGGCAUACCAGAUCUCUGUACUGGGAAGGGAAGCUGAUCCUGCCAUGCGCAGACCAGUGGUGGUUCAGAUGGUUCUUGGGCUGGUUGAUGCCGCCAAAGGUCUCCUUGCUCAAGGCCACCCAAGGUGAAGCUAUCAGGAACUAUUACCAUGACAUGCAUGUGAUCCAGGAUCUCCUGAUUCCACUGUACAAAGUUGCAGAUGCUCUCGAGUUUUGCCAUCGUGAAACGGAGCUAUAUCCAGUAUGGCUCUGCCCCCAUCGGCUGUUCAAGCUUCCUCUGAAGACGAUGGUGCAUCCCGAAACAGGCUUCGAGGACCAUCACCGGCAGGGAGACACGAGCUUCGCCCAAAUGUUCACCGACGUCGGUUUGUACUAUGCUCCAGGUCCCGUGUUCAGGGGGGAGGAGUUCGACGGCGCCGAAGUUGUCCGCGCGCUCGAGGAGUGGAUGAUUCAGAACCACGGUUUCCAGGCGCAGUACUCCGUCUCGGAGCUCACCGAGAAGAACUUCUGGAGGAUGUUCGACGCGUCCCACUACGAGCACUGCCGUCGCAAGUACGGCGCCAUUGGCACUUUCAUGAACGUGUACUACAAGUCCAAGAAAGGGAAGAAGACGGAGAAGGAGGUGCAGGAUGCCGAGGCUGAGGCCGCCAUCGUCGAAGCCGACCAUGCUGAAGAAGAGUAGUAGUGACUGGCUUUUAGGAGUUUGAGAUUUCGUUUCCGUUUUAAUC